Messenger RNA from Naumovozyma dairenensis CBS 421, 909 nucleotides. It is a transcript of the gene SHU2, whose product is annotated as Shu2p. The transcript has a single exon. The record is from RefSeq and is a predicted model, not a curated record. NCBI's taxonomy places the organism in Eukaryota, Fungi, Ascomycota, Saccharomycetes, Saccharomycetales, Saccharomycetaceae. Bases 1 to 909 code for a protein of 302 amino acids.
AUGUCCAGCGAUAAUUACAAAGAAUUAAAUUAUUCAGAGUUGUUCAAAAAUUUAAUUAUACCUCGAGAACAAAGUACUAAGAAACCAUCGGAAAAUAAAACUGUGCGGGAGGAUGGUGAUGAGGAUGCGAUGAUUAUUAAUGAUAAUAUAAUAACGUUCUUAUACUAUUUAUUUCCACGAGAAUUAUUUAUCAAGGCGUUAUCUUUGAUUGAAUCCAAUGAUAUGUUUAUAUAUGUUUUGUUACCGAAUCAUAUUGAUCCAAGUAUGGAAAAUAAUAAGGAUAAGAAUAACACUUAUAUUACUAAGACCUUUGACGACAAAGCCGACAAAGAUAAUAUGGCUUCGAGAUCCAAAACGAUUGAUAAUAAUGAUGCCGAUGAUACUGUUGAGAAGACAAAGAGUAAUGAACCCACUCGAACGAGUAUAGAUAGUAUUAAAUUAAUUGAUAUGUUAUACGAUGAAGAUAAUGAUGAUGACGAUUCACUUAUAUAUGAACUAAUUAUUAAAUCAUCAAAUGAUCGUAUACCGCCCAUAACUACUACUUUAAAGAAUUGGAAUUGUUCAUGCGUUGAGUUCACAGAACAUUUCCGUAAAGGAAUGAUGAUGAAGAACAAUAUUGAUGAAGAGAUGAAGUUGAUUGAUCGAUUCAUUAAGAUAAUUGAUGAUCCGACAAAAUUUUCCAAUGAUAUAUUUGCUAAAAUUGAUAAGUUUAGUCUUUCAAAACAGUAUUAUUUUGAUUUAAUAAAGAAUAAAGGAAUCAUUUGUCCUCAUUUAUUAGCUUAUUCGAUAUUAUUAAAAUCUUCUAAACAAGUUUUGAAAUAUUUCAUUUUGAAUAAAGCUGACGUUAUUUUAAUUCCCAUUACUAACAUGGAUGAAUGGUUAAAAUUGCAUAUAAAUAUUAUUAUAUAG